UUUAUUUACGCUGCUGUGAUAAACAUUUUCAAAUAUUAAAUGUUAUUAGUAAUUAAUGUCCUGCUUAAAUAGUUAAAUGUAGUGUUAUUAUAAAUGUAGUCAUGUUUAAUAAUCCAGGAAAUCUGUAAAAACCCCACACCAGUCUUCCAGGCAUCAUGAUCCUCCUUUCUAUUUCCAUCUUCUGGCUCUCUGUCUGUGUGGACCCUAUCAGUGCAGAUCCUCACAUUACUGUAGAAGCUCAUGUGGGUUCCACAGCUCUCCUGCCAUGUAGCCUGAGUAAAGACUUCAGCAAAACUCCACAUGUUCGGUGGCGUGCUGAUAAUGAGUUUGUGUUUGAGAGAAACAUUGAUGGUACACAUGUGGGUCCAGGAUAUGAGGGACGUGUGGAUGUUCCUGAGGACAAGCUGCGUAAAGGAAACUGUUCUCUGGUGUUGAAGGACGUCAGAAUCACUGAUCACACUUUCUACAGAUCCUUCAUAGUGGAACAUGUGGAGGCUACAAACACUGACAAAAUACAAGAAAUCAACACAGUUCAACUCAAUGUUUACAGUCAGAGUGUAUCAGCUCAGGUGGGAUCCACAGCAGUGCUGCCAUGUGACUGGAGACAACUGUCCAUCCAAACACCUCAUUUUGAGUGGCGUAUUGGUGAUGAGAUCGUGUUUGAGCGACUGGGUAAAGAGUCAUUUCAGGGUAAAGGAUAUGAGGGACGUGUGGACGUUCCUGAGGAGGAGCUGCUUAAAGGAAACUGUUCCCUGGUGUUGAAGAAUGUCAGUGUUACUGAUGAAACUCUGUACAGCAGCUACAUUUUAAUGACAGACACAAAGAAAUCUGUGUUGGUCCAGAACAUUAAACUCUCAGUCAGUGAAAAAUCUGAAGAUAGGAAAGAUGAUCGAUCAGCUCCCUCAGUAUAGUGACGCAUUUCCAACCCAAAUGUGCUCCACCCACACAGUUCUGGCAUACAUGAUCUGGGAAGUAAAAACACUUUUAAAAAUUUAAAUAUAUAUUUUCUAUGUUUUCCUCUAAGUCUAUUUAGCUUUUGUGAUAUUUACAACUAUUCCCAAAGUGACCAUAUACAUAAUCCAAAUGAUCUGUAACACAAGACAGUCCUGCAGCAAUGAAGAGGCUGACACCAGUUUAAAAGUUCUUGUACUGCACUGCACUGAAAGCUUUGUCUGUUCAUCCCUGUUUAUGGAAUGUCACUCUUCUGGUGAUGUACAGCAAAGAUGCAUCUCUCACAACUGUGAUGGUUAUGAUGAUUCUUAAUGCACUUCAGAUAAACUCUUGCUGGUGCAUCGCAGAUCAGUGCUUUAUCAUGAACUGUGUAGGUCUCCAUGAAUCAUCCCUUGUCUGUGAGAUUUUUACUCUCCAUUAAAAAAGUCAUCAAGAUUUUCCUCAAGAAGUUAUGGUUUAUUGUCCCCACAAUAAAGAGCCACCACAAAUGGCUUGAAGUUGUAAAACUGCCAGUAUUUGUCAGAACUGGACUUUGCUGCUUUUGAAGAGUGGGACACCAUCAAUACUGAUGCUGAGGUUUAUUGAAUCAUGAUCAUGUCUGAAUGAUGUUGUCUGACUUAGUAAGAAACAAAUCUCCUUUUAUAACCCAUAAUAAAUCUAUUGCCCACUACAUUUCGGCUCCGAUCCUACGGCUCCUGGUGCAGCGAAGAGUGUCAUUGCAUCCUUCAGUAGCAGGUGUCCUGCUUUCCUACAUUGCUAAUCAUUCAUUUAAUAAUCUUUGUGUGUUUUAUUUUUGUAGACCACUGACUUGAGUUAUGUUCUUACUCUGGAAAAUCCAACUCAGCAUCAUCAUUUAGAUCGGGAGUGUCAAACUCAGGCCUGUAAUUAUAUUUGGCCCGCAAGGUCAUAUCAAAUGUGUAUGAGAGCUGGCCCACCAGUAUAUCGGGCACAUACUGCUAAUACUACGCGUGGCGCGUCAGUCGAGACCGCUGAAAAACUCCACGAACUCAGCGCUGAAUUUACCCGGUGUUUUACUGACUUUGCAGCCCAGAAAUGCAGGUUUGAACUGCUCAGUAAUCCAUUUGUGGUUGACGUGGAAGCGCACCAACCAACCUCCAAAUGGAGCUGAUUGAACUCCAGUGUAGAGACACGAUCAAGUCAAAGUAC
This is a messenger RNA of Silurus meridionalis, 2118 nucleotides long. RefSeq lists its product as uncharacterized. Gene Ontology annotation, biological process: positive regulation of T cell proliferation; negative regulation of T cell proliferation; cell surface receptor signaling pathway. The record is from RefSeq and is a predicted model, not a curated record. The transcript has 6 exons. Gene Ontology annotation, cellular component: external side of plasma membrane. NCBI's taxonomy places the organism in Eukaryota, Metazoa, Chordata, Actinopteri, Siluriformes, Siluridae. The coding region runs from base 156 to 911 and encodes 251 amino acids.